AGAGCUGAGAACCACUGAGGGAUAGCCAGGCGGUAUGAUGCAGGAAACUCCACCAGCAAUAAAUGUUUCAACCGGCAAUAAAGAUCAAAUGACACUUGGGUUGGUUAACAAAAGACAUACAAGGGAAAAGUGUUGGAAUAUUGAGCACAGAAAUUUUCUGUGCUGAGCUCAGCUGAUGAAAAACAAGUUUCAGUCAGAAAAGCAGUUUGCUUCUGUCAACCCUUCUGCCUAUCAAAUGGAAAAUGGGGCCUGUAUAUAGAAAGAAGGCAGCAGAAAGAAUAACAAAGUCUUACUGAGCUUUUGGCUUCAGACAAAAAAAAAACUGGCAUUCGAAUUCACCUCUGGAAAGUUUAACGCUCUCGAAGGUUGUCUGAGGAAUUUGGAAGGUCAUGGUUGGAAGCUAGCAGGAUCCAAAGCAAUUCAAGGUUAUUACAUUAAAUGCUCUUAGCUUGACUCCACUGUGAAGCAACACCUGAAGUAAGUGAGAACAAUACAAAGACCCAGGGGAAACACUAAUUAUAGCACUGACUAGCUGCUUAUUUCAGCAAUGUACUGUAGGCUUCAGAGAGAAAAAUGAGAGGGCUUGAAGAACUUAACAAAGUGGAUCUUUUAAUAGCCUCAAGAAAAAUAAACUUGACUCUGUUUUGAUAGGAAGAACUAUUUUUUUCAUUGUUUUUUCUUCAAUGAUUCUGCAUUCCAAAUUUCAGGCUCUUUGGAAAGUCUCUCUUUUCCUCCUCCCCCAUCUAUUCUGAUAUAGAUUGUUUUGCUCAGCUGUCUCUUUUCACUGUUUCUACGUUUCUGUAAGUCGCUUGUUUUGAAACUAUGGUUCUCGGAAUAAGCAACCCCCCACCCUCUAUGUAACUGUUAGUCAUAAUGACUCGUUUCAUUUCAAGAUACAUUUGCGAUCUGGAAGUUCUUUGCCUGCUUCUGUUUUCUAAGGGAUAAAGGAAGAACAGAGCCCGACGAUGGCAGAGAAGUGUGACUGCAUCGCCAGCAUGUAUGGCUAUGAUCUAGGGUGCCGCUUUGUUGAUUUCAGGCCCCUAGGCGUUGGUGUCAACGGAUUGGUCCUGUCAGCAGUUGACAGCAAAAGCUGCCGCAAAGUGGCUGUGAAGAAGAUCGCCCUGAGUGAUGCACGGAGCAUGAAGCAUGCCUUCCGUGAGAUCAAGAUUAUCCGCCGGCUGGACCACGACAACGUUGUGAAAGUGUAUGAGGUGUUGGGACCUAAGGGAGCUGAUCUGCAUGGGGAGCUUUUCAAGUUUAACGUGGUGUACAUAGUCCAGGAAUACAUGGAGACUGACUUGGCUCGCCUGCUGGAGCAAGGAACGCUGAGUGAGGAACAUGCCAAACUCUUCAUGUACCAGCUGCUGAGAGGACUGAAGUACAUCCACUCGGCUAAUAUACUGCACAGAGACCUCAAGCCUGCUAACAUUUUCAUUAACACGGAGGACCUGGUGUUGAAGAUUGGUGACUUUGGGUUGGCAAGGAUUGUAGAUCAACAUUACUCGCAUAAGGGUUACCUUUCUGAAGGCUUAGUAACAAAAUGGUAUCGAUCACCACGCCUGCUCCUCUCACCAAACAACUACACCAAAGCCAUUGACAUGUGGGCAGCAGGGUGCAUCCUGGCAGAAAUGCUCUCGGGGAGGAUGCUGUUUGCUGGGAGCCAUGAGUUGGAACAAAUGCAGCUCAUUCUGGAGACGAUUCCCGUAGUCCACGAAGAGGACAAAGAGGAGCUGCUCAAAGUGAUGCCAACUUUCAUCAGCAGUACCUGGGAAGUGAAGAAACCUUUACGCAAGCUGCUCCCCGAAGUAAACGGCGAAGCUAUUGAUUUUCUGGAGAAGAUCCUGACAUUUAACCCCAGGGAUCGAUUAACUGCAGAGAUGGGUUUGCAGCAUCCGUACAUGAGCCCCUACUCCUGUCCUGAAGAUGAACCGAUUUCUCAGCAUCCAUUCCGGAUCGAGGAUGAGAUUGAUGAUAUUUUACUGAUGGAAGCCAACCAGAGCCAGAUGUCCAACUGGGACAGGUGCAGUAUCCAUAGCUUAGCAGGGUAUCAAGUAAGCAUCUCUUCUGACUUGGAGUGGCGACAUGACAAAUACCAUGAUAUAGAGGAGGUGCAACGAGACCCACGAGCAGGCUCCGACUCCAUUGCUGAAGAAGCACAAGUUGAUCCACGCAAAUAUUCUCAAAGCAGCUCAGAGAGGUUCUUGGAGCAAUCACAUUCUUCGAUGGACCGCACGUUUGAUACUGAUUAUGGGAAAUCAUGUGAUUACAAAGUGGGGUCACCUUCCUACUUGGACAAACUGCUGUGGAAAGACAACAAGCCCCAUCACUACUCAGAGCCCAAACUCAUCUUAGACUUGUCACACUGGAAAACAGCGACUAUAGCACCCGCUACAGAGUUGUCACUGGAAGAAGAACCAUCAAACCUCUUUCUAGAGAUAGCUCAGUGGGUAAAGAGCACACAGGCAGGGCUUGAAUGCCCUAGUCCUCUUCCAGAGCUUCAAGAACAAAGUCUGACAUCUUCUCCUCACCAUCAUCAUAAAGAAUCCAACGAUGUAACCAGUGAAACAGACCCUCAGUUUGACUUGGAUGUUUUCAUCUCUAGGGCACUGAAACUUUGCACAAAACCAGAGGAUCUCCCAGACAGUAAGCUUAGUGAUAUCAAUGGGGCUUGUAUUUCAGAGCACCCCAAAGAGAUUGUACAGACAGAGGUGUUUCAAAAAGAGAGGUGGUAAAGAAACAAUGUCUGAUAUUCAUUGCUCAUCUCUUUGUAAGUCUUUGAUAAUGCAUCAAUUACCGGAUGGUGAACAGUAAUUAAGGUUUGACCUGUCAUGAACAUGUCAGUUUCUUACAGUAUAAUGAAUGCCUUUUUGUUGAAAGGCAAGCACAAUUCAAAAAGAACCCCUUUUGAUGCCUUAGAAAUACACUUAAAGGAGUCAAGAGGUGUGAAUGAAAUAUUGAGUUUCUUAUGCUGCCUUACCAAUCUUGCCUUGUAACCUCUGGUACCUAUAUGGUACUUCAAUGUACAAUGGAGAGAUAACUGUACAAGUUUACAAACAGAAGUUGAAUCAACUUCCUUUUUUAUAAAUGGUAUCUUAAAGGAAUAAGGAUGAAGGGGAAUCCCUUCAUUAUGGUGAAGACAUUCCCCUGGUUUGACAGGUUCAAAACAUGUUGACCCAGAGGGCUUCUUUGAACUCAUCUGAGUAUUGUCUGUACAAAGAGGAGUCAUGUAAGGGUAUCUUUUUCAAGUAAAUAGUCCUAUAUACACCUUUGACCAAAUUCUGCCUUAAAUCAGGAAAGAGGGGUUGGAAGAAAAGUAACUAAGGACAGAAUUUGGCCAUCAGGGCAGAAAAUA
Molecule: messenger RNA, 3352 nt
Organism: Pelodiscus sinensis (Chinese soft-shelled turtle)
Lineage: Eukaryota; Metazoa; Chordata; Testudines; Trionychidae
Source: RefSeq, a predicted model, not a curated record